AUGUCUGUCGACAAGGCGAUCAAACUAAUCCGAAGUGAUGACCAGUCAAUCACUGUCACUUCUGGAACCGAUACUUUGACAAUUGCCUUCUUCGAAGUCCCCAGGGUUAGCGACAAUGCAGAACGUCGCUUUCAACGUGUUCGCAAGCCCCGGACAGACGUGAAUGAAACCAUAGAAGACACUCCAGGGCCCCAUAACGUUCGCUUCACAAUAUAUGGUUCUCCAACAGAGAAUAAUGCCAAAGACAAGAUGAAGCAAAAGCAGGGAAGUAGAAGCCACUUCCUUGCCAUCAAAGAUGACAAGGCUUUUGCAAUUCGCAUGGUCGGAGACUGCAACGAGUCUGCUUUCAAGGUAAAAAUCAGAGUGGGUGGUGUGAAUGUCCUCCAGCACACCACGCAUGGGAGGAAGAGUCAGGACUACUUCGUUGUCUCCGAGCAGAAAUGGGUCUGGGGAAAGCAAGUCGGCAAGGAUACUGCACGUCAAUUUCGUGUUUUUCGUCGUGAAAGGGAGAGGCUGUCUCUCCGAUACCAGCUCCGGAAUAACAACAUCAAGAAAGAAGUCGAGAUUGAAAUCACUUCACGGCAUCUAGAUGAACCAUUCGGCCCGUGCAGUUAUUUGCCGCCGCCCCCUACAGCUUACAUACACGUGGGCCGACCGCACCGCAUGUGGUUGCCGCGAUAUAAUCGUUUGCGAUCGCCCCUAAUCGAUAUGUCUGGGCCGCCAUCUUCCGCGGACCCCACAGAUGUUGUCAUUCCUUUAUCCAGCAAUGUUAGUUCAAGUAGCUCACAGCCACAACUAAUCAGUGAAGAGCUUACUUCCGAUGAACCCGGCCACUGUUCACCCAGCCCACCACCAACCCCACCAUCACCAGUAGGAGACGCAUUAGUACUACGACCACCAUCGCCAGUAGAAUCAUUAGGAUCAGAACCAUCAUCAACGGUAUCAGGGACACCAGUAUAUGGACACACAUUAGUUACAGUAGCCGCACCACAAUCCGCCGGCGAUCAAGAAAGCAUCUACUCUGACCGCGAAGAGGACAUGCUUCCGCACCAGAUGGUCGUUGGAACUGGCGGUCUAAUCGAGCAAAUCGUCUGCCCGGACAAACACCCCAAACGGAUUGAUGACGAAACCGUGAUACUCAAGUUCAAGAUCGUCGACGACCCGCGACACCUGCCAAAACACCUGCAGAAUCUGGAAGAACCAAAAGAAACAGCUGUAGGAGGGAUGCGUAUUCGUGGAACCGGACCUGGUGGAAACUACAGCGAGGUGCCGAACCCGCCUACACGAACCUUUCGAGCUCUCGCGCCGGUUGUUACAGAUCCGGAUGGGUUGAGACAGGAUAUCAGAUCGCCUAUGGAGAUGGAGCUGAGCGAUGAUGGAAAUGGGGAGUCGCCGGAGUCGCCGGUAGAUUCGGCGGAGGGGUCGAUGGGAGAGCGGGAGCAGGGCAGCCAGGAGACGGACGAUGGAGGAGAGGAUGGCGAUGCAAGAGGGUUCCAGGUGCUUUGGGGAGAGGCCGAAAAUCAGCCACGGGGUUUGAUGAAUGACAUACGUAUGAAGAAAAAGAGGCGUGAACAACGGAAGCGAGGUGGGGUGGGGAUCAUGGCUGAGAAGCGAGAGGAGCUAAAAAGUGAGCGGAGUUCGAGAUGGCGAAGGCAUGACUCGUUUUCUUUCGAGAACGUCACUUCCAUCGAAAAACUUGAAGUACACGCGCAAGCCCCCCCGCUCCCUGAUCCUUUGCUCCUCGAACAUCAAUCUUUCGCGCUGAAGAAGCCGAACUAUGAAGAGGUCAAGGGCCGAAAGAGCUGA
Messenger RNA from Neurospora hispaniola, 1806 nucleotides. RefSeq lists its product as uncharacterized. The transcript has 5 exons. The coding region runs from base 1 to 1806 and encodes 601 amino acids. The record is from RefSeq and is a predicted model, not a curated record. NCBI's taxonomy places the organism in Eukaryota, Fungi, Ascomycota, Sordariomycetes, Sordariales, Sordariaceae.